This is a messenger RNA of Parasteatoda tepidariorum (common house spider), 1306 nucleotides long. The record is from RefSeq and is a predicted model, not a curated record. NCBI's taxonomy places the organism in Eukaryota, Metazoa, Arthropoda, Arachnida, Araneae, Theridiidae.
AUGUCUCCUUCUACAAGUGUGGACAUUGGUCCAGAUGACGGAGCCACAAGUAGUCCUGAAGUUGAUGUUGUGUCUGCUUUGUUGGCUGUCAAUACGGCUCUGGAAGAAGAGCUAAAAAGUCUUCAGAUUAAAAUUUCAUCAAGCCUUUUCAGAGUUGAUGCCAUUCCAGAUGAUGUUCAUAUGAGAGCUGUCAGCGGAUUCUCUAGAAAUAUUUUUCACACUGUUUUUUCAUUCCUUUGCCUAAAUAACUGCACGAAAUAUGUUAAUAACCUGUCUCCUAUUAAUCAGUUUUUUCUUUUUCUUGUUUAUCUUCGUACUGGUGUAUCCCAGAACUUUUUAUCUAUUCUAUUUCAGAUUCACCAAACAACUGUUUCUAAAGUUAUUAACCAUCAAUCCCAUAUUAUUUUUUCUAAAUUAAAAUCUGUUGAUAUCUGGCCUUCUCGUGAAUCUGUUAAUAAAAGCAUGCCUUUAAUUUUAAAAAGAUUUCCUAAAUGUCGCGCAAUAAUUGAUUGUACAGAAUUUCCUAUCCAACAACCAUCUAGUCCUCUUCUUCAACAACAGACCUUUAGUCAUUAUAAAAAUACUAACACCCUAAAAGCUUUAAUUGGCAUAACUCCUUCCGGUGCCAUCUCCUUCAUAUCUGAUCUCUGGGGUGGCUCAAUUUCUGAUAAGGAAUUAUUCCUUAAAUCUAAAUUACUGGAAAAAUUAGAGAAAGAAAACCUUAUAUUGGCAGAUAAAGGCUUCAAGAUAAGCAAAGAGUUGGAAGAAAAAGGCUGCCAAUUUGUUACGCCCCAUUAUUUAGUGGACAAAAUUCAAUUUUCUCCUAUGGAACUGGGCGAAAAUAAGGUAGUAUCAAAUCACCGAAUCCAAGUAGAAAGGGCCAUAAGCCGAAUUAAAACGUAUAAAAUUAUUGAAGGGAAAACUUUGGCCCGCCAUUGGGACAUUGUGAACGAAUUCUUUUUCAUUGUUGCUUUUUUUGCCAACUUUGGAAACCCAUUAAUAAAUUUACAGAAUUAUUAAAAAAAAAUCAAUUUUAUUGUAUAUAUUUUGUUGUAUUAUUCAUUUAUUAUAUUUUAUCUGUAUAUAUUGUAUUUUGCUGUAUUAUCCUUUAUUAAUUUUAUCUGUAUAUAUUGUAUUUUGUUGUUUUGUAUAUAUUAAAUCAUGGAGUCUAGAGUAUCAUAUGGAGACUGUAUAUACAACUCCAAUUCAAAAUAUUAGAAUAACCAAAAAAGGCAUUGUAUUACCUUAUAAAAUGCGUGAUAUCUUUAAAAAUAAACAACGGUGGCGAACGGAAAAAUUAUUAACC